CUCGAUGAUCCCCCGCCCGCCCAGUGGCGUACCACACUGCAUCCGAGAUCCAAGAAACCGGUUGACAGGAGAGCCGCCAAUUGAUGGAUGUUGAAAACCCAGGAUCUGGACCACCGACUGAGCGGCCCUCUAAAAAUAUAAAUAACAACGAACGACGACGAAAUUUGUGCAUUGUAAUUAUGCAUAAAAGUGGCAACUGGAACAUGGACCCCACAUGAAUAUUAAAUUAAAUUGUUUUUGCUUAAUUAAAUAACGCCACGGAUCCACGGCCUUUAUUAAUUGCCAGCCCUCCGGGCAUUUUGCAUAAAUUGAGCAAUCUAUGGCCCCCAUUCAUGUCAACGCCAAAGUGGAGGAGAAUCUUCGCCUGGCGCCCGAAUCCCUUCUGCAGUUCGUACCCGAUCUGGGUCUCAUCAUCGAUUUGACCAACACGGACCGAUACUACCACCCAAGUGCCAUAACCAACCACGAUGUGCGCCACCAGAAGCUGAUGAUCCCCGGAAAGCAGACACCUUCGCAUAAGCUAGCAGAAAGGUUCUGUGCUUUCGUAAAAGACUUCCUUGAAAGCAACGCGGAUAAUGACAAACUAAUUGGCGUCCAUUGCACACAUGGAGUAAAUCGAACUGGUUAUCUGAUCUGCUACUUCAUGAUCAGCGUAAUGAACAAGUCCCCUGAGGAGGCGAUACAAACCUUUUCUUUGGCCCGCGGCCAUGAAAUCGAACGCAACAAUUACUUGAGCUCUCUGAAGACACUCCCGAAUCGGGAGACCGCAUCGAAGCUGGCUGCCACAGAGAGGAGAUCUUCCACAAUAGAAGAAAGAGAUGUGCAUCAGAAAUACAAACACAGACUGUCAGGAGGCUUUAAAGCGAUAUCCUAUCAGGAAGACGGCGGGAACCAACAUCCUUAUUCCCGUAACCAUAGACCGCAUCCAGACGAAGAGCAAUAUAGGUUUCAAAGUAACCGAUCAGGAGGAGGCUAUCAGCAGGGCUCGAACCAACAUCAUUAUUCCCGUAACCAUAGACCGCAUCCAGACGAAGAGCAAUAUAGGUUUCAAAGUAACCGAUCAGGAGGAGGCUAUCAGCAGGGCUCGAACCAACAUCCUUAUUCCCGUAACCAUAGACCGCAUCCAGACGAAGAGCAAUAUAGGUUUCAAAGUAACCGAUCAGGAGGAGGCUAUCAGCAGGGCUCGAACCAACAUCCUUAUUCCCGUAACCAUAGACCGCAUCCAGACGAAGAGCAAUACAGGAUUCAAAAUAACCGAUCAGGAGGAGGCUAUCAGCUGGGCUCGAGAAGCUAUCAACAGGACCCUCAUCAAAGGUAUCAAAGGAACUGGGAUUAUUCGAGAAGAAACUAUAGCGAAAGAAACUACAGUGAAAAAAACUACAGCGAAAGAAACUACAGUAAAAGAAACUACAGCGAAAUAAAGUACAGCGAUCAAAAGUAGCCGCUUCGUUCCAUUUAAUGUUAUAGUUUUAAAAAAUCCUUGAGUGUAAUAAAUUUCGAACGGAGUGUUGAUCAA
Messenger RNA from Drosophila simulans, 1516 nucleotides. Its product is annotated as RNA/RNP complex-1-interacting phosphatase. Gene Ontology annotation, biological process: protein dephosphorylation. NCBI's taxonomy places the organism in Eukaryota, Metazoa, Arthropoda, Insecta, Diptera, Drosophilidae. The transcript is spliced from 6 exons. The coding region runs from base 320 to 1441 and encodes 373 amino acids. Gene Ontology annotation, molecular function: protein tyrosine/serine/threonine phosphatase activity; polynucleotide 5'-phosphatase activity. The record is from RefSeq and is a predicted model, not a curated record.